UUCUCGAUGAAUUUGGGUUAGAAAACACAGUGCAGGAAUCGUUUUCCCUCACUUACAGCUCAACUCAAAAUUUACAGCACUUACUCAAAAUUUUCAUUUAGCAAAAGUUAAACAAUCUCGUUUUUCGACCAUUUAACUCUCCUAGUAUGGCUACGGAACACGACAGAGCGGUUCUUCAAACAAUAUUCAGCCCGACAACACCAUUCGGAGAUGUGCCAGGCUUAAAUCAAGCGGAGGACUUGAGAGAUGACGAUAGUGGCUUUGACGCGGAAGUCCUGGAGCAGGUGAAGGACCUGGAGCUGCAGGGUGUAAUGGCCGCAGAGUCGGGUGAUGUGCACACGGCACUCGAGCGCUUCAGUCAGGCCAUUGAGGUGCUGCCCCAGAGAGCCUCCGCUUACAACAACCGGGCGCAGACUCGCCGGCUACACGGGGACACUGCAGGAGCGUUGGAAGACUUAGAGCGCGCCAUCACUCUGAGUGGGGGCGCCGGGCGGUCAGCGUGCCAGGCUCUGGUGCAGAGGGGCCUGUUGCUGCGCCUUGUGUCCCGGGACGAGGAGGCCAGGGCGGACUUUGAGCGCGCCGCGGCGCUGGGCAGCGAGUUUGCCCGGCAGCAGGCGGUACUGCUCAAUCCGUACGCCGCCCUUUGCAACCGUAUGCUGUCUGAGGUCAUAAACAAACUGCGCAACCCAGAUAUUCCGGAGACACAAGGCAGUUAGGGUGAGGUUGAGAGACAGCCAGCCUACUGCCAUCAGACAUCUG
Molecule: messenger RNA, 759 nt
Organism: Megalops cyprinoides (Indo-Pacific tarpon)
Lineage: Eukaryota; Metazoa; Chordata; Actinopteri; Elopiformes; Megalopidae
Gene: ttc36
Product: tetratricopeptide repeat domain 36
Exons: 3
Coding region: 147-716 (189 amino acids)
Biological process (GO): cilium assembly
Molecular function (GO): protein binding
Source: RefSeq, a predicted model, not a curated record